Molecule: messenger RNA, 585 nt
Organism: Pipistrellus nathusii (Nathusius's pipistrelle)
Lineage: Eukaryota; Metazoa; Chordata; Mammalia; Chiroptera; Vespertilionidae
Source: the annotation of a GenBank genome assembly
AUGGUUGCCACUGGCAGUUUGAACACGAAGAACCCGGGCAGCAGCGUCUCAGAGCUGCUGGACCACGGCUUCUACCCGCGGAGCCUGAUCAAUGAUUUUGACUACUGGGAUUAUGUUGUUCCCGAACCCAACCUCAAUGAGGUCAUAUCUGAGGAGACAACUUGCCAGAAUUUGGUCAAAAUGCUGGAGAACUGUCUGUCCAAAUCCAAGCAAACCAAACUGGGUUGCUCCAAAGUCCUUGUCCCUGAGAAACUGACCCAGAGGAUCGCUCAGGACGUCCUCCGCCUCUCCUCCACGGAGCCCUGCGGCCUGCGGGGGUGUGUCCUGCACGUGAACAUGGAAGUGGGCAACGUCUGUGUCAAGCUGGACAGGAUUGUGUGCGACUCCACUGUGGUGCCCACUUUUGAGCUUACACUCGUGUUUAAGCAGGAGAACUGCUCAUGGACCAGCCUCAGGGACUUUUUCUUUAGCCGCGGUCGCUUCGCAUCCAGCCUUAGACGAACUCUGAUCCUGAGCUCAGGAUUUCGACUUGUUAAGAAAAAGCUUUACUCCUUGAUUGGAACGACAGUCAUUGAAGAGUGCUAA